GGGUACUCAGUUCUUAGGAGGCUCUUUUGCAAAUUGGCUGUGAAACGACGAACAACACGCGCUGCGCAACAUAUAUUAAGAAAUAAUUGAGAAAUACAAGAAAAAUCAUUAUUAAUUAAUAAAAGGAUUAUAUAAACAAGUUUUAUUUUUCAAAAAACAAAAAUUUAAUUAACAAAUAUAAAAAUCGAAACUAAUAUUUAUUUGGUUAAAGCUGGUGAAAUACUUAAGAAAUUUAGUGCUUUUCAAGUGACAAUAAAUUUAUAAUAAAUGGUAAUACAAUUUUAACAGCAUAAAUUAUCUCAUAAACAAAACAAAAAAAUAAUUGUCUAACAAACCACAAGCAAAUUUAAUCUAGUAACUCGCGUCAAACAUCUAUCAUUGUAUAUAAAAAGAUAAGCAAGUGUUUAGCCUUCGUACACAAAGUAGGUAAUGCAACAAAUGUGAAAACUACAUAACAUAGGAAACCACAGUAAUAACACAACAACAAUAAAUAAACAACAGCAGAUACUCUCUGUCGAGCCGUAGUGUUUGUUAUCGAGUUGUCAAACCCACCUGCGGUGCAAGUGAAUGCUCAAACAUCGCGUCUAACUAUAGCACAGAUCAGGCUAAAAAUAGCCCAAACAUUGACAGCAGCUCCAAGAUACGCCAAGGAAUCCGCUGUCUUGCACUUACAUUUAUCACUACGUACAUAGAAGGUAUUGAAAGACAAAGUCGCGCACUGACACGGUUGGGCAAGCAGAAUAGGCGGGCAGUGGGACUCCAAGCUACAAGCAUUGCAUUGCACUGGAAGCGACGCUCAUUCGCGCUUUGUGGCUAGCGGUUGCUGGACGCUUGCUGAAGAUAGGUGGCACGGCUAUUAUUUUGGACUGUGUGGUUGGCAAAACAGGUCCAAAAAUAGUCACUCGCGUGUUAAACACUGACACCAACACACAGCGCACAACUAACUGACUAACAAACAAAAAAGGUGAAAAAAAUCAACAGCAACAGCAGCAAACAACAAUAUUCCCUGCAAUUGAGCAUAGAUUCAAUUGUAAGUGGACACAGUUUCAAGACAACAAAAACAACAAGCUUAAUAACAAACAGCGGUAGCAGUGCAAUGAAAAAAUAGUCAACACUGCGGACGACUAGAAGACUCCAAAGCACCUCGCGCACGAACGCUUGGACCAGAGCGAUGUUGAGCUCACACCGAAACAGUGCGAAGCGCGCACCACAACACCGCAAACGCCAAUAAAUAAACAUAAAUAAAGCAUUGGAUUGUACGGUGCUGUUAUUAUUAGUCAAAUAAGUAAUCGUCAAAAAAAAAAAAUAAUAACAAAAAAAUUCUUUAAAAAGUUAUCUGCAAAAACGUAAAAAAUAAAUUUUAUACAUAAUUUAAAUUGCUAGUGAUGUGCAACUUGUGAUCUUCAAUUACGCGUUUAACUAAAAUAUAAAUUCGGCUAAUAUCGUAACACAGUUAUCUCAAACAGUAAAAGUUCCUGAAAAGGUUAUUUCGCUGAAAAGAAGCGAAACUUAACAUUUAAGCGUUGAAACGGAACUGCCACUUACGUGAUCAUCUAGAAAACAUAGAUAACCCAACUGCAGCAAAUUUCGGCAAAGUCUGGUGUAGUCGACGCGGAAGCGGUCAGUUUGUUUAUUUGUGUCUAUAAGCAUAUAAUGUUUAGAAAUCGCUUAAGUACUCAUAUACGUAGCGGACAGACAACAACAAACAUACAAAAUGAUGUUUCCUCAACACACCGUAAAUUUUCCUAACCUGAUAUGCUUUAGUUUGGUCGUUAUCAGUUUUGUACUUUGUGUGACACUAACGCCGCACUGUACAGAAGCUAUACCCCUGCUUGCCGGUGGCAGUAAUGAUGUCGAGUUCAAACGCUACUGUAGUACUAAUCUCUCAGAUGCCAUUCGUCUCAUUUGCGGCGGUCGCUACUACUCACUGUCUCGAAAGUUUCCCGAUAGUGUGGGCAUGGGGCACGUGUCCAGUCUGAAACGGUUAGCCGGUGAAGAAGGCGAGUAUCGGCAACCAUUUCAAGGUGCCAUACACGAGUGCUGUCGUCGGCCGUGCGGUUAUCCGGAACUCAAAUCAUAUUGUGAUCCCGAUUACUGAUCUUCAAUGAUGUGCUAACGUCAUAUGCGAGAAGUUCAGUAAUAUAAUAAAUCAACUGAUUUACGCGCACGCGAAAUUUCAUUUACAUAUAUACAUCAGUACAUACAUAUGUAUUAGCCAUAACCUCACUCAUUUGCAUCGCACGAAUUUCUCUUAACGAUUUUAUAAUAAUUUAAUUAAAACCAUAUUAGCUUAGUUUAAGAAUUAAAUGUCUCGGAUAUUAUUUGUACACUUGCAUAUAUUGCUAUAGACAUGUACAUACAUAUAUGUAUAUAUAAGUGUUUUGUGCGGUAGUUAUGUAUAGUGAAACCGGGAGAAUUUAUAGGUUGAUAAUGCGACCCAUGUGAUAUAAGUACGUGAAGUUAAAUUAUUUUUAUAAAACCAUGAGGACAACAACAAAGCUUAACUGGUUAAGUGAUAGCUCAUGUAGCUUUUCGAAAUCACUAAUAGAUCACUUCAUGAUUCCAGUAAAGCUGCUAAUUUGCUGUGCUUUGUUUUGUAUUUGUAAGUAUAUUGAAAAACGUGGCUUGUGCUGUUUACAAAUUUUAUAUUACGAGUAUUUGUUGAAAUUAAUGAAUAAAUUAUUUGUUUUGUUUUAUUGCUACUAAAACGCAUUAUUUCUAGUUAAAUUGAAUUUAGUCGAAUUGAUAAACAAAAAAUAACGUACGAAACAACGGAAUUUAUAGUUAGUGAAAUCAUUUAUCUUUUACAAUUUAACAUAUUUUAAAUUGCUCGCUAUAAAACAUAGUAUGUAAUUUUUGCAAAUAUCUAAUUUAUGUACAUAAAUACAAAAUAGUACUAAUGACUAAUAAAAAGAAAAAUUAUGUAAUUCAAA
This is a messenger RNA of Zeugodacus cucurbitae (melon fly), 2933 nucleotides long. Its product is annotated as insulin. The transcript has 3 exons. Bases 1715 to 2098 code for a protein of 127 amino acids. Gene Ontology annotation, molecular function: hormone activity. The record is from RefSeq and is a predicted model, not a curated record. Gene Ontology annotation, cellular component: extracellular region. Lineage: Eukaryota; Metazoa; Arthropoda; Insecta; Diptera; Tephritidae.